GUACAGCAAAGACGAGCGCUUCACUUUACCGAUCAUUAGUGAUAAUCACCGAGAAGUCGCGUCCUUUUGCAAACCAUAAUGGCAAGCCCGGAGAACCCCGCUGGCGUGGCCAAGGUUGCAAUGGAUUCUGAGAGUCCACCGUGUUCCUUAAAGGACUGGACUUCUGCAAGCAUAGAAGUCAAUGAUCUUUUGGGCUCACAGGUAGAAGUUGACCGUUGUAAAGAAGAAUGGGAAAAAUGGAAGGAACAGCUUGAAAAAGCUGAAAAGGCAAAAGCUGAACUCCUCCUUUCAAAAUUAAGCUGUGAUGCAAAGAAAGAGACAGCACAAGACAUGCUGAUAAAGUUGAGGGAAACAGAAGAGGAACAGCGUAAGGAGACUUUUAUGAUAAUGAAAGACCACGAGAAAAACCUUGAAGUAGUAGAGCAACAAAAUAUUGAGUUAAAGAGAGAGAUUCAGAAGCUCAAAGAUAAUCUUGCUGCAGUUAAUUUAAAACUUGCUGAGAUGAAUUCAAAGUGUUCACAGGUUAUUCAGAUUAAAAAAGAGGUCUCCAAAAAGAAAAUGAAGUUUACAAAAAUGGAAAAUGCUGUUAACAAUGACACGGUUUUGAAUACCCACUGCCUUUGUUGUGUAGCUGCCAAAAUUCCAUUCAAAUUGAAGCAAGGAGAAGCUCUUCUCACUUUUGAAGAUGAAGAUGUUGCCCAGAAACUAAUAGAAAAAGGUACACAUACUGUGAACCUGGACAAUGGGAAGACUGAAGUGAAAGCCAAGCCUAUUACACUAGAAACAGGAGUCAAAUUUGAGCUUCAUGUGAUCAUUUCUGGGAAGAAGAUCAAUGUAUCUGAGGUACCAGAUCUGCUAAUACCUGACGAAUGGAUGAGAGACAAAUUGGAACUAAAUUUUUACAAAUCGAAAGGAGGAGGAGGAGAAGUAGAGAAUGUGGAAUAUGACAGAAUUUCAAGAACAGCUGUCAUCACAUUCCUCAGACCUGGAGUUGCUGAUAACAUUUUGAGACACACAAAACAUCCUUUCCAGUUAGAUGGAAGACGACGCUCUGUUUCUGUUUCUGUUUCCCCAGUCAUAGAAAAGCAUUUAGAAAAGUUUCAGGCUUAUUUUGGGAUUUCUACAAGGACCAUCCUACUCUCAGGAAUUCAAGAGGUUGUGGAAGAUGAGGAAAGCACACAGGACAUCAUUGAGAUACAUUUUCAGAAGCAAAGCAAUGGAGGCGGGGAAAUUGAGAAUAUCACAUACGUAUCAAACCAAACCAAGCAAGUCUGUUUUGAGGAGGAUGUUGGGAAAGUUGCGUGAAGUACAGCAAAUGGAGCCUUAACCUUUGCCAGACGCUUCAUAUUAUCAGGGAGACAUUUGGCAGAAAUAUAGCUUUUAUAAAAAUUAUGCUUUCUAGCCUUAUACAUUUACUCUUGAAAUGGAGCUGCCCUUUCGGUCUCUUUGUUUGUGAUGGCAAACUCCUUUUGAUCUUGAGAGCAGAACUGUCUGAAACUCAGUGAACCAGGUUUGCAGAGGUUCUUUGCAUGUGCCAAGAACAAAUUUCACACAUGGCUGAGAUAUUCAUUACAAAACUCAUAUGAAACCUUAGUUUGCCUUGUAUACAUGAUUUUGUCAAAACCAUAAAUAUUACAAAUGCUUCAAACCUGAGCCCAGGCUACCUUCUGCAAAUCUGACCGAGCUUCAGAUUGGUAAUAAAGCCACAAAUGAAUUAGACUUACCCUGACUUUGUCAGGAAAACUUUGCACAACUCUGCAGAAAAGUGCCUUUAGUUUUAUAUACUUGUUUUAACUAGCUACAUUGGAUAGCUCAGUUGACUCCCAACCUGAUAAGGGUCUUGGGUGCUCCUGUAGUCCAAAGUAUUAUUUUGUAAUUACAUAAGAUUUUUGUAUCACAUGACAGCAAUUAAGAAAGUAAAAUACUACAAACAUGUUUAUUAUCUGGAAGGAAGGAGAAUAUACAGAAAUGGCACCAGUUUAUUCAACAUGUUGGCACCUUCCUGGGCUAUAUUAUGCUGUAGGGAACGGUACCAGAGCUGAUUUGGUCUGCUUUUGACCCUUUUGAAAUGCCAUUAUUUCUUCUAGGACCUGAUCAAACUCUGAACUCUUAGCUCGUAUCAGUUCUGCAUCCUCUGCCUCCUCUCUGUCUGAAGGCUGUAUUGCUUUUUGACAGGUCUUUUUCAUGAACAUUUGUAUUGACAAUUAUACUGUUCCUUGAUCAUGCUCAUUAUGCUGCCUAAUUUAAAAAUACCCAGAUGCUAGCUAAGAAUAUGACCUGGGCGUCAUUUAUUUUAUGACUACAUUAACACAAUCAGCUUGUGAACAUCACCGAUGGAUUUUAGUCUGCGUGACCUGUGCCAAACUACCACCCUUACAAUGGAGGGUGUAUGGAGAAGGUUAAUUGAGGGUCACAUGGAGAGCAGGACAAAUUAUGUCUUCAGUAUUCUUGAACUAGAGACAAAAAUAUCUGCCAUAUGAGCAAUUAGCUUUAACCCGUAAGGCACAAUAAAAUCACACUCCAGUUCAAAACAAAAAACUACAAUAUGUUGUACAGGGAAAGGUGGAUAAAAGCACAGUUCAGAUAUAAGCAGCACGUUGGCAGGAAACUGAAUUUUUUUGGUUGUAAAGCAUGCAACAAUGGAAAUUAAUUCCAUUUAACAUAGUCAAUUUCAUGAAAUUCUUGAACAUGAUUUACUUUCUUGGUUUAAAGGAUCUUACUGUGCAAAUGCAAUUCUGUGUUGUUCUCGUGUAGGAAAGGUAUUAACAAUAUACUCCAACUAUUGUAAUUGUAAUCACAUUUAGGUUGAACAUUCAUAACAACUUAAAUAUCAAACUAUCUAGAGAGCAAAAAAAGAUGAGUAUUGCUGAUAUUGAUUUGCAACUGCUGUGUUAGGAGAUUUGUGUGUUUACAGCUCCACUUACUGUUUGGUGCCUGCAAAGCGCUUAUAGUGAUUAUACUAGCAACAAACAUGAAGUGAAUAAUAAAUAAAGUUAUAUGAAUAUGGAAUGACUAGGGGAGGCCUGUAUGCUUUGCUUACAAGCUUGAAAAAUUUAAUGCUAUUCAGAUCAGGUGCCCUAAACUGCAAAGAAAAAAUGCAUGAAGACUAGUAACUCUUGAUAUUUACACUAUAUCUCACUGAUAAGCGUUGAGAUAUAAAUCCUUAGAGAAUAAGAUUUAAAUAGAUGGUCUAAUAAAGCUUAUUGCUAGUGGGGCUAGUGAAAAGCUGCCCAACGUAAAACUCAGGUGAUUUUUUUUGUGAGUAAUCUUAAGAAUCAUAGUAUUUGUGAAUUUCUCAUUUUGUACUUGAUCUGUUGGUUAUUCUUUUAAAGUAUGAAACAGUCAAGUAAAGAUGCCAUAUAAAGGUUGUUUUAAUACAAUAAAAUGUUGCUAUUUCUUUGCAUUAGA
This is a messenger RNA of Gavialis gangeticus (Gharial), 3408 nucleotides long. RefSeq names its product N-myc and STAT interactor (gene NMI). The transcript has 10 exons. The record is from RefSeq and is a predicted model, not a curated record. Gene Ontology annotation, cellular component: cytoplasm. Lineage: Eukaryota; Metazoa; Chordata; Crocodylia; Gavialidae. Bases 79 to 1305 code for a protein of 408 amino acids.